Cuscuta europaea is the source of this 1655-nucleotide messenger RNA. Lineage: Eukaryota; Viridiplantae; Streptophyta; Magnoliopsida; Solanales; Convolvulaceae. The record is from the annotation of a GenBank genome assembly.
GUUUUGAAUCUGGGCGACCGAAUUUAAUUAAAACUUUCCGGCUGCCACCAAUCUCAGCCUUACCAGCACAACCUUGGCAUAAGCUCAAUGGACAUUUAUGGUCUCCAGGUUAACAUAGAGGUUUAAUUAAUAAAGAACCGGCAGGAUCUGGGGUGAAGUUUGCGUCUGAAACAAUUUCUCCUUUCAUUCCGAUUAUUAUAACCCUCCAGGCUUCCCCUCUCCACCUUGAUCCUGAUUUACACCUUGGCUCCCUCUAUCAGCACGUUGCCGCCAUAUUCUCAUCAAUCUCCCACCACCUUCCUCAAGCUGUAUUCUGCCGCCCAGCUUCUCAAUCAAUCGCGAGUCCUUGCAGCAUCAGGCCAUUGGUAUUACGUGAUCCCCUGAUCUCAGAUCUCACUAUCGGCCUCCCGAUUCACGGAAUCUGUGAAACGAUGCUCGGAACUGGGAUUUUAAGAAGGCCCCUAAGACCACUAAACAGUUUCUUCAUCGGAACCCUAACCACCUCCGGCAUAUGUGGCCUUGCCACUGCUAACCAACUCGACUCUGAAGGGCCAUCAUCGUCUUUCGAGUUCACAGGAAAUGUUCAAAACACGUCUAGCGGAGAAGACAAUAAUAUCUAUAUAAGUGGGCGAAAGAAUUCUUAUUUGCAAUCGGGCUCAACUUCAGUGACGAUGCCUAUGUCGUUCAUGACGGGAUCAAUUGUGGGCAAGAGGUUUUACAAGAAGGUGAUCACACGCGAGGCCGAUGAUGGUAUUGGUUGGACGGUUUUGCUUGACUAUCGUACCCUCAAAACCCCCGCCAAACGCCCUCUCAAGUGCCCCACUCUUGCUCUGGCCAAAGCUAUUGCUGCUGAAUGGGAAUACCAGGAAGCAGAUGGAAUCAGACCUUUUACAAUGCCACUGAUGAGACUUGCUUGUACUGCAUUCGAAAGAGUCCCACUAACCAGAUCCACGAUUAUUGAAAACCUGAUGAAAAAAUUUAAUCAAGAUUUAGUGUUCUGUCGUGCACCUGGGGAUGAUGAUUUCACAGCUUCUAUUCAUGAGCAUCAAGUAGAGAAAUUUGACCCUCUUCUUAGGUGGUUGGAGGCGGUGUUCGGCUUCAAACCAGUCAUAUAUUCAUGUAUUUUUGGUGGAAAGCAGAGGGAUGGUCUUGUUAAUGCCAUUGCAGACUCUCUAAGAAAAAUGAAUGAUUGUGAAUUGGCCGCCAUUGAUGCAAUUGCUGCAUCUGCACACUCUCUUGUCAUUGCCAUUGCUAUGUUUCAUAGUAGAUUGGGAAUCAAGGAGGCCAUUGAACUGAUAAGGCUUGAGGAAGAUUUGCAGAUUGACAGAUGGGGACUGGUUGAAGGCGGGCACGAUGUUGAUAUCGCUGAUCUGCAAGUGCAGGUUGCUUCUGCUGCUGUAUUUCUUGGCCUCACGAGGAGCUUUUAGAUUUAUCUUCAAGUUUUGUCGUCUCACUAUAAAUCUAUAAUGGUUUGAUUGGAGCUUUUGAUUCUUGAAGAUAUAAUAAUAGUAAGCAACCACGUUUUGUUUUUACCAUAUUUUACUGCCUGCUUAGCUCUAUACUUCUAGCCUUUUGAUCUUGGUUGCAUUUUUAGAUCUGAAAAACCAUUUGGGAACUUGCUGAUAGCAAGAUGGAAUUUUUAUGCUAUUGUUUCC